UUUCAAGUUCUCCUUCCUUGCUCUUCAGCCAGAGACAACCACUGCUGUCUCUGGGGGUUUGGCUUCCGCACCCUUGGGAACCCGGAAUCCGAUCAUCCUCAGCCAGGGAGACGUCAACGUCAGAUUGAUCCCCAAUUUAGGAGGUUUCGCAAUGGGCCAUCCAGGAUUCCCUGUCCUCCAUGUUCUUCUGGGCUUAGCUUGGGCACAGCUGGGAGCUGUCCAAGCCCAGAGAGACUGUGGCAGCUGCUACCAGCUCAACCCAGGCACCAUUGCAGGCGUGGUGCUGGGAGAUCUGCUGCUGACUUUGCUCAUUGCAUUGGCUGUAUACUACGUGGCUGCCUGCAUCCAUCAACGCCAAUCAGCUGGAGACCUAAAGAACCCUCCGCAUGAGUCCCCAUAUGAGGAGCUCCAAGUCCGUGGGGUGGAUAUUUACAGUGACCUCAAAAAUCCCGGCCCUGGAACCUACAAAUAGUCUUCCUUCUCUGUGCUGCUCUUUUGAGCUUCUACGUACAGUGGUACCUCGGGUUACAUACGCUUCAGGUUACAUACGCUUCAGGUUAAAGACUCUGCUAACCCAGAAAUAGUGCUUCAGGUUAAG
This is a messenger RNA of Podarcis muralis (Common wall lizard), 598 nucleotides long. It is a transcript of the gene TYROBP, whose product is annotated as transmembrane immune signaling adaptor TYROBP. Gene Ontology annotation, cellular component: cell surface. Gene Ontology annotation, molecular function: signaling receptor binding. The record is from RefSeq and is a predicted model, not a curated record. NCBI's taxonomy places the organism in Eukaryota, Metazoa, Chordata, Lepidosauria, Squamata, Lacertidae. Gene Ontology annotation, biological process: microglial cell activation involved in immune response; positive regulation of natural killer cell activation; negative regulation of transforming growth factor beta1 production.